Rotaria sordida is the source of this 3573-nucleotide messenger RNA. The record is from the annotation of a GenBank genome assembly. Lineage: Eukaryota; Metazoa; Rotifera; Eurotatoria; Philodinida; Philodinidae.
AUGCACAAGAAAGAUAAACAGCGUGCAGCAGACGCUACGUCUACAGUUUAUAAUGGAAAUUCUACGUCAUUAUUAGAAGGAAGGGGCAACGUAUCUUCGAUUACACCAUCAAACUCUGGAGGAGCAAAUAGAAAUGUGACUCCUGUGUCUUCGCAAUCCGUAACUCCGAUUAUACCAACACGACCGGCACCACCGCCACCACGAUCAUCGGACACGUCAGAUCCACUUGCUUUCUUUAAUACUCCCGUAAAUACUGCUACAACCGUAAAUUCGUCGUCAAUACGACAUCCGAAACUAACUCUUUCUUCCUCGACACUGCUUCCAUCUUCACUACAAUUGGCCUAUCAACGAGGAGCACAAUCAGCUACUUCAGCAGCAGAUCAGAUUGAAGCUGAUAAGAUGGAGGUGACAAAUAUUAUUGCGAACUACGCAGUGGAACCACUAGAAAUGUUGCAUCUUGUCGAUCGUUGGCUUCAACAACUCCUCAGUGAGUUUCUUCAGCAGCGUGACCAUUUUAAACAUAAAUUAGGUGAAAAAUGGCAAAAUCACGAACUAACAAAUAUCAAAUAUGAUAAUCACGAUCGAAUACGUAAAAUCUAUGGUGCAUACAAGGAACUGGAAAAAGCACGUGAUACCAUACUCUCAACUGAAUCAUUUCAGGAAUUGAAUAAUUAUUUACAGAAAAUUGAUCACAAUGCAAGAGAUGAAAUGAAAGAAAAAUUCAACAUAUUAGUUCAACAAUAUGUUAAAAUUUUACAAUGCUUAGAAUUUGUUGAUAAAGAAACCAAAGCUAGUGCUUCUAAUAAUUAUAUCUAUGAUAUAAAGAAAAAUAUAUUAAAAUUGAAGGAGUUGAAUGACAAGCAAUCAUAUACCAUCUGCAUUGUUGGCUUAGAAAAAGCUGGAAAAUCGACAUUUAUCAAUGCGCUUCUUGGUUAUGAACUUUUGCCAACGGCGUGUGAGCGAUGUACACAGAUACGUACCGUGCUCAAACCACCUCUUGAAAAUGGUGAUCCCCAGCUGUUUGCCGCUGUCAAGUUUUACGAUGAUCAAGAGUUUCAUUUAUUCUUUGAUAAAAUGACAAAGAAAACAGAUGAAAAUCUACAAGAAUUGCAACAACGUAAAGAACAGGUCAUCCAAAAACGAGAAAUGUUGAAAGCUAAAUUUCCAGAAGAACAUUUUCGUAUUAGUAGCCUAAAUGAUGCAAAUAGAGAGCGUAUGGCUAUUAUUAAACAUUUACAUGAUUAUAUAACUGGAGAAUUGUAUGUAAAUAUUAUUAAAGAAAUUGCAAUUUAUACGGAUAAGCUACCAGGUAAGAACUACGAACUUCUAGAUGUUCCUGGUUUUGACUCCCCCAUUAAAGAACAUCGUGAUGCCGGUUUACAAGCAAUAAAAACUGCUGACGCUUUCCUUUUUCUUACCAACGGUCAACAACCAAGUCUGACUGAACCGCAGAUCUGUCUUCUCCACGAAAUUCAACAAAAUCACUUUGAAGCAAUGCAACGUGCGUUCGGUAUCAUUACCAAACUUGACCUCUGUCAAACUCCGACAAUCUAUCAAGAACAUUAUGAAAAAGCUUCUACUGAACUCAUUGAUAAACAUUUUAAACCAGAACGUAUUUAUGCUGCCUGUCCACGGAUGCAAACUGUGGAUAAAAAUUCGGAAGAAUUUCGUCUUAUUAAUCAUAAACUACAUAGUUUUGGUGAUGAUUUGGAACAGGGAUUUACACGAAGUAAAAAUGGUCUCAAUAAAUUUAUUGAAUUUGAAUUACCAAAAACACAUUUGAAACAGCUAGUUGAUUUGGGACGAAUGCGAUUAGUUCGACAUGUGUUGGAACGACUUGAUACAAUCAAACAAAAUCAACUCUGGUCACAGAAUCUGGCUAUGACGUCAAUUGACGAGUAUAUUAAACAACAUAACACAGAGAAUUGGGACAAAAUUUUCUAUGAAAAUAUAUUUCAACCUACCUUCGCCAAAGCGAAUCACUGGCAUACAACUAUCGUCACCAAAGAACGUACAAAAUUUGUCGAUAAUGUUAAACAAAAAUUUCAUGACUCUUUUCUCGAUCUCACUGAAGAAUUUCGUAAACGUACAUAUCCAAUUGAACGACUGAUGUUUGAGGCACAUUGCUAUUCAAAACUUCAGUUAAAUUCACAUCCGACCGACAAUGAGCUGCGCGAAAGACUAAGUAUUGAAUUGGAAGAAAUUGUUGGCCAAACAUCAAAUAUUCUUGCAGAAUAUUUCUAUCAUCAAUAUAUCUAUGAAUUGGAAAAUAUUCUCAAUGAUAUUUGCCCACAACUGAAAGAUUUAUAUCGUACGAAGUUAACGCUGGAACAGUGUACACAUGAAACGCAUGCGUUAGUUCUAAGAGUUUGUCGUCCGAUGAUUAUGGCAACUCUGAGAUAUUCAUAUUUAGAUUUGCCUGUUAAACAAGAUGCAAUUAAUGAAUUGAUCUAUAUUGCGCCAACUGUCGCAUUCAAUAUAGCGAAUAUUCCAGAUAAAAAUGGUGAAGGCGGAACACUUGCAUCAUAUUUUUUCUUACAAGCUCGUUCUUCAAAUUCAAAACAAUCAUCAGUUGAUGCAUUUAGUCAACAUUAUGCACAAUCAAAUUGUAAUAUUUCAAAUGAAUAUCAAUAUAUCGGUUUACGUAUUCUUACGAAUGUUUUAGAAUUAGAAUUGGAAUCAAUACAAUUAUUACGAACUGUUGCUUAUAAGCUUGUUGAAUUUGGUCUUUACAAUUUAGCUGAAAAUAUUUUUCGAUAUAUCAAAAAUUUGAGAUCAGAGGAGCCACAAUCAUUUCGAGAUCUAGCAUUAUUAUUACAAGAAUCUAAUUCUGAAACAAAGAACCUUGUAGAAAUAUCAGAUCUAUAUACAAAUGAUACAGAUCUUGAUUUACAUGUCAUCGAACCGACAGGUGAAGAAUGUUAUUAUUCUCACAAAGAUACAGUUAUUAGUGGUAUGAUAAGUCGUGAUUUUACACAAGGGUAUGGACCGGAAGAAUAUUUUGUUCGAAAGGUAGUCAAAGGUACAUAUAUAGUUCGAGCAAAAUAUUUUGCUAAUCAUCAACAAAGUCUAACUGGUACAAGGACAAUCAUGAGUAGUAAUCAAGAAAUGAUCGAUGUAUGCAAAGUGAAUUUCAAUGAUGAUAUUCAACAAAUUUCAAACAAUACAGUAACGAAUAAUCAAAAUUUAAAUACGAAUAUUCAUUUAUAUGUGACGUGUGAUGGAUGUGAUAUGUCACCAAUAAAAGAAGAUCGUUACAAAUGUUUAUUUUGUCCCGAUAUUGAUCUUUGUCAAUCAUGUAAAUCUAUUAGUAGAACAAAUCAUAAUUCGAAUCAUCAAUAUAAUCAUCCAUUAUUAUGUAUUAAAGAUUCCAGUGAAUAUCCAAAGUCAGUUUAUUUAAAUAAUCAUAAUAAAAUCAAUCAUAAGAAUAACCAACGUAAUUCAUGUUUUAUGAAACCGCUUAUUGGUAUUCGUUAUAAAUGUACUUGUGGAAUUAAUUUAUGUGAAAAAUGUGAAUUCAUGGGUUUACAUAAUACAGAGCAUCGUCGUACAAAAAUAGUUAAAUCAGAAUAA